Molecule: messenger RNA, 1108 nt
Organism: Leucoraja erinaceus (little skate)
Lineage: Eukaryota; Metazoa; Chordata; Chondrichthyes; Rajiformes; Rajidae
Gene: sinhcaf
Product: SIN3-HDAC complex associated factor
Exons: 7
Coding region: 260-934 (224 amino acids)
Biological process (GO): negative regulation of cell migration
Source: RefSeq, a predicted model, not a curated record
AAGGCUUGCUCUUGCGUCUGCGCGGAGUCUAGUUCCCCUCCCUCCUCCCAGCCAGAGGCGAAGCGGCGGCUUCACCUACAUCAGCAACGAGGUUGCAAAAAGAAAGUGAACUUCAAGCUCCUUCGAUAAUUCACCGCUGAGUUGGCCGUCCAGGAAACGAACUAAAAGCAGCUCGUAAUAAGGACCACGAUAUUGAAACACGGCGGUCAACAAUUAAGUAUAUAACGGUCUCCUGUUUUGGUCUGAGUUUGGCCACAAGAUGUUUGGCUUCCACAAGCCUAAGAUGUAUCGGAGCCUGGACGGUUGCUGCAUCUGCAGGGCCAAAUCGUCCAGUUCGCGGUUUACCGACAGCAAGCGUUACGAGAAGGACUUCCAGAGCUGCUUUGGGUUGAAUGAAGCCCGCUCAGGAGAGAUCUGCAAUGCCUGCGUGCUCCUGGUCAAACGGUGGAAGAAGCUCCCCGUGGGCUCCAAGAAGAAUUGGAAUCAUGUUGUAGAUGUUCGUGCAGGACCUAGUUUGAAGACAGCAUUGAAACCGAAAAAAGCAAAAUCCCUCACUGGGAGCAGAAUUAAAGCCAGUCAGAUCAGCAAGAUCCAGAAAGAGCUGAAACGUCAGAGUAAGUACUCUGACGCCCACAGUACCACCUCCAGUAUGUCCCCAGCACAGUCUCCCUGCUACAGUAACCACUCGGACGAGGGAUCUGACACAGAGAUGGCGUCGGGGUCCAGCAGGGUGCCCGUCUUCUCCUUCCUGGAUCUCACGUACUGGAAAAGGCAAAAAGUCUGCUGCGGGAUCAUUUACAAAGGGCGUUUUGGGGAGGUGCUAAUUGACCCUCAUCUCUUCAAGCCCUGCUGUGGCAACAAGAAGAGAGCAACGGAAGCCCCCGAGCAACAGGCGGUUCAGUCCCCCUCGGCUUCGAAAGACGACGAAUGGUGAACUGGCUCCUUCAGACAGAGGGAGGGGGGAGAGACUAAAGUAGGGCCAAAAUUGCAUUGAAGAGAUUGUGUUUUUCAGAAAGUUGGAGUGAAUUGUAAACUGCCCAAAUGAACUGACCUGCCAAAAAGACUGACAAUUAAGUUUCCCUGGGAGUUGGGUGGGGGGGGGGGGGGG